UUGCAGCUAGGAAUUCCAGUGUGCGAAAAACUUUAAGAUGGCCAAGUCCAAGAACCACACAAAUCACAACCAGAACAAGAAGGCCCAUCGCAAUGGCAUCAAGCGCCCCCUGCGCAAACGCCACGAGUCCACUCUGGGUAUGGAUGUGAAAUUCCUGAUCAACCAGCGCUACGCCCGCAAGGGAAACCUUUCCCGCGAGGAAUCCGUCAAGCGUUACAACGAGCGCAUCGCUGCCCAGAAAGGCAAGCCCGCACCCGUUACUUUGUAGAUGAUUGCCCCGUUUGUGGAUAAUUAAAGGACAAUUCAGUUUUACAAAA
This is a messenger RNA of Drosophila santomea, 317 nucleotides long. RefSeq names its product 60S ribosomal protein L29 (gene RpL29). Gene Ontology annotation, biological process: cytoplasmic translation. Gene Ontology annotation, cellular component: ribosome; cytosolic large ribosomal subunit. The transcript is spliced from 3 exons. The record is from RefSeq and is a predicted model, not a curated record. Gene Ontology annotation, molecular function: structural constituent of ribosome. NCBI's taxonomy places the organism in Eukaryota, Metazoa, Arthropoda, Insecta, Diptera, Drosophilidae. Bases 38 to 268 code for a protein of 76 amino acids.